AUGUUCCCUCUAUCCAGAAUAUCACACACCUUCAACAGGUCCCUACUCGGAUACCAUGAAAUGAACCAGCUCCAUCAUCCUCCGUCUCUGGACCGUGGCCUUUCAAGUGACCGUCUCGUUGCUAACCGUGAUGACGACCAUACACCGGCGCUGGAGCCCAAAGUCUCGUCACCUCCGAGAGAAUCUUCAACUACUCCGGGGAGUGAUGGGGCACGGGGCCGGAGGAGAUCUCAAAGGAAGGAUCGCCACAGCAAGAUAUUCACAGCUCAAGGGCCAAGAGACCGGCGGAUGAGGCUCUCCCUCGACGUCGCCAGGAGGUUCUUCGAUCUCCAGGACAUGCUAGGGUUCGACAAGGCUAGCAACACAGUCGACUGGCUCAUGGCCAAAUCAGGAACCGCCAUAGGGGGGCUCAUCCCUCCACAGAGUGACUCCAAGGGUGAGUCCUCCACUUCCGAGUGCGAGGUUAACUCGCUUGGACUAAACGUGAAAACCACCCCACCCAGGCCAAGCGGAGUUACUGCUGAUCCGGCGCGGAAGGCUCUCCCACAUCCUUCCCAGGCGAGGGAGUCGAGAGUUAUGGCUAGGGCGAGAGCCAGAGAGAGAACCAGGGAGAAGAAGAUGAUGGAGGUGGUGUCUGAGGUGGGGCGUCCGAGCUCGUUGACUUCCGCCGGAUCUGGGCAUAUCUCAAUCUUCGACUACACUCACCAUGAUAACAACAACGCGGAAGCCGGUGGCUUUGCAAUAGAACAGUGGGUUAUACAACAAUCAGCUAAUUUUGAGGAUCAUCGGAUUCUCCUGCCUGAGUAUCAGGUUGAAGGUAGAGAGUGGGAACCAUUUAAUACGUCAACGUGA
Molecule: messenger RNA, 852 nt
Organism: Spirodela intermedia
Lineage: Eukaryota; Viridiplantae; Streptophyta; Magnoliopsida; Alismatales; Araceae
Source: the annotation of a GenBank genome assembly